Messenger RNA from Nymphalis io (European peacock), 2278 nucleotides. Its product is annotated as glucose dehydrogenase [FAD, quinone]. Gene Ontology annotation, molecular function: flavin adenine dinucleotide binding; oxidoreductase activity, acting on CH-OH group of donors. The transcript is spliced from 4 exons. Bases 113 to 2077 code for a protein of 654 amino acids. The record is from RefSeq and is a predicted model, not a curated record. NCBI's taxonomy places the organism in Eukaryota, Metazoa, Arthropoda, Insecta, Lepidoptera, Nymphalidae.
UGCACUGUUGUAUAACGAGAGACUGUCGCCAGUGUUGUGAUUUGUGAUUAUUUUUUGAGCGAUUGUGGAACGUUGUUAUUUACUGUGAUUCAGAAGUAUGCACAGCUGAAAAAUGAGUGUCCUGACGACGGUAUCAGCGGCCGCCAAAGCUGCACUAACUAUUGGCGGGAUAAGUAAACUGACAUUUAUCCCUGCCAUGUUGGCAGCGCUGGCAUACUUUCACUACGAUGUACUCGACCCCGAAAGCCGACCGUUCAACCAAAAAUACCUUCGAGAGGAAUACGAUUUCAUUAUUGUAGGAGGAGGAUCUGCUGGAGCUGUGCUAGCUAAUAGACUGAGUGAAAUAGAGGGCUGGAGCGUGCUAUUGCUGGAAGCAGGUGGACAUGAGACUGAUAUUAGCGACGUACCGUUACUAUCUUUGUAUCUACACAAAAGUAAAUUGGAUUGGAAAUAUCGAACUGAGCCUCAAGACUCCGCUUGCCAAGCUAUGGUUGACAAGCGUUGUAGCUGGACAAAAGGAAAAGUACUCGGAGGUUCUUCGGUACUCAACACAAUGCUUUAUAUUCGCGGUAACAAACGGGAUUUCGAUCACUGGGAAUCUUUAGGCAAUCCUGGAUGGGGCUUCAAAGAUGUCUUGCCUUAUUUCAAAAAAUCGGAGGACCAACGGAACCCAUAUUUGGCUAAAGAUAAAAAAAAUCAUGCAACGGGUGGUUAUCUGACAGUUCAAGACGCGCAAUAUAAUACGCCCAUUGGAGCUGCAUUUCUGCAAGCUGGUGAGGAAAUGGGUUACGACAUCUUAGACGUAAACGGAGAUCAACAAACAGGUUUCGGUUGGUUUCAAUUUACAAUGCGAAGAGGAACACGUUGUUCCACAGCGAAAGCUUUUCUUAGACCUGUACGACUACGCCAAAACCUUCACGUUUCCUUGUUUUCGCAUGUCACUAAAGUUUUAAUAGAUAAAGGGACUAGAAGAGCAUAUGGCGUUGAAUUUAUAAAGGAUACUACUAAGCUAGUUAUUUACGCCAAACGUGAAGUAAUCUUGGCUGCUGGUGCGAUUGCUUCACCUCAAUUACUCAUGCUUUCUGGUAUUGGUCCAGCGAAACAUCUCGAAGAAGUUGGAAUUGACGUGGUAUAUGAUUCGCCUGGAGUAGGUAGAAAUUUGCAAGACCACAUUGCUGUUGGUGGAAUAGUAUUCCAAAUUGACUACCCCGUAAGUUUAGUCAUGAAUCGACUUGUAAAUAUUAAUUCAGCAUUGCGCUAUGCUGUAACAGAAGACGGACCAUUGACUUCAAGUAUCGGCUUAGAAGUAGUAGCUUUUAUAAACACAAAAUAUGCGAAUGCAACUGAAGAUUGGCCAGAUAUUGAGUUUAUGAUGACUUCAGCAUCUACUCCGUCCGAUGGUGGCACUCAAGUCAAAAGAGCUCACAGUAUCACUGACGAAUUCUACGAUCAAGUAUUUGGCCAUUUAACGAACAAAGAUGUCUCCGGUAUAUUCCCUAUGUUGCUGCGACCUAAAAGUCGUGGAUUUAUUAAGUUAAGAUCGAAAAAUCCAUUAGACUAUCCUAUUAUGAUUCAUAACUAUUUAACACAUCCUGAUGACGUUGGAGUUUUAAGAGAGGGCGUUAAAGCCGCUGUUGCAACAGUAGAAACCAAGGCUAUGAAGCGUUUAGGCGCUAGAUAUAACAGCAAUCCCGUACCAAAUUGCAAACAUCUACCUCUGUACACCGAUGAAUAUUGGGAUUGUUACAUAAGGCAGUAUACCAUGACAAUUUACCACCUUUCUUGCACUGCAAAGAUGGGCCCCACAAGUGAUCCAAUGGCUGUGGUAGAUCCACAGCUACGAGUGUAUGGAAUAGAGGGACUCCGCGUUAUAGACGCUAGUAUUAUGCCAACCGUUUCGAAUGGCAACAUCAAUGCCCCUGUAAUUAUGAUUGCAGAGAAAGGCAGCGAUUUAAUAAAAGAAACCUGGCUACCUAAGAAUCCAAAGAGGAAGCGGAGGUCUUUAAAAUGUUCUACUUUUGAGCAGUUUUUUUUAAAAAGAGGUCGUUUAAGCCCUCAGUGUGAUAUUAAGAGAUGAUAUUGGGGUUGGUUAGGUAAUUAUUUUAAUAGAGCCAUAUAAAAAAACGACAAAAAUAGACUACAUAACAUUUAGAAUCAUUAGCAAAUGUUUCCAUAGAAUAUCUCGUAAUUGUAACAAUUCUAGUCGUCUUUUUUGACAAAUAUAUUCAAUGCAAUAAGCCCUCAUAAGCCCUUAUACCUUUACAUGACGCUAGGUAUA